Messenger RNA from Pyrenophora tritici-repentis Pt-1C-BFP, 2985 nucleotides. RefSeq lists its product as uncharacterized. Lineage: Eukaryota; Fungi; Ascomycota; Dothideomycetes; Pleosporales; Pleosporaceae. The record is from RefSeq and is a predicted model, not a curated record.
AUGAGCGCUGCGCAUACAUGCUUUCGCAGAAUCCUGACACAGGCUUUCCGCCCAAGCGCGCGCGGUGUCGCUACGUCCUGUUCUGUGCCCGCUUUCCUCGUUCCGACCCUCGCCAGACCCUCAAAACGCACCUUCACAUCGAGGAAACGCCGCUCCCAAGAUGAACAUACAUUUACGCAAUCGCCAGCCCAGCAUACCCAGGAUGCAAUUUUUCAAGAGCUUCCACCGAAGCCAUCGGAAUAUAUCCCUUCAUCCAUACCAUUCCCACCCACCGAGACUCGUAGCCAUGUCGAUGCAUGGUUUAACGUAAUUGACCCAUUCCUCCCGACCCCGUUACGACACAAUCCAGCGGAUAUUCCAGAAAUACCCGUGACCUCACUAGAUCUUGCUAUUUUUCUCAAUACCGCCCACGAUGCCUCGGUGGACAUUCUUGACCACCUCUGGCAGAGAGGGCUUUGGCAGAACUUGAUAUGGAUGGUGAAGAAGCUCGUUGAGCACGAACAGGAAUCGGUUGACCUUACAAGCCAGUUGGUACAUCAUCCAAGCCAAACAUGGAAGGGUAGCGAGGGCCAGUCUCUACAAUUGCUCACCAAACGUCCGAUCAGACUCGAACGAGCACAUCCCUUGUCCAAACUGAAUCUCACACUAGAUGUCCUAGCCUCUUCCCCCGAUUCGAUAAAAUAUAAAAGUGUUUCUAUAAAGCGAGCAAUGGGGCUAGUCUGGAGGACCCUGGGCAACAUGAUAUUGACGGCGGCGGAGCAGAGCAACCAUGGCCAGGAUACCAUUAUGCCAUAUGUCUUGGAAAUAGUCGCCCAUCUGCAUCAUCUAGGCCUCAUGCCGGACUCUGUAUACACGUACCGGGCCCAUGAGGAUAAAACUGCUCUGCAGCAGCCUCCCACGUUGCACAUGCUAUCGUCUAAGAUCCUUACAGCUCUGUCUGAUGCCACUUGGAAGGCCCACGAAGCGUCUGUGAAGACGGCAAAGGAGCGUGCGAACGCUCAUUACUUUCUUGGCCACGAAAUACCAGGGUCUCGGUACAAAGUCCAAGUCACAGAGGUCGCCCCGGAGUUAUGGCUGGAGCUUGUUUUGUGGUCGUGUUUAUAUGGCGGCUGGAUACUGGAUGGUACUGCGAUAUUAGAGCGAUUGGCGACCAAGCAAGGGGAUCACAGCUGGGGACUUAUCAGCUGGCGAGAGAUUAUGGAAGCGGAGCAAAAGAAAAUGCCAUUAUCGAAAAGAAUUUGGUCCCUACUCCCAAUGAACGACAACGCUUCUGCAAGUGCAGAGGAUCGAGCACGGACCCGAAGAACAAUAAGUAGUGAAAUCGUUACAGCAUUCGUGGAUGGACUUGUCAACCAGAUGCGUGUAGGAGUAGGAAGUCGUGGCGUUGACCCAGAAUGCCUGAUUACAUCCAUCAAGACCCUCAAGGGCCUGAUGGAUAUGAACAAUCUCAGCCUUGGAUCAUCAGCUUGGGACUCAAUCAUGGCGCGUCUCCUCGAGUCUGGGGGAUUUGUACCUGAGAAGCGGCCCGAGCUACUAUUGCGUAUUGUUGAGCUUGCCCCAGGGUUUGGCGCUGAGGUUAGUGCUGCAAAUGCGUCUUCCACGGCCGAGACUGAAGUACCCUACUUCUUCGAGCCCACUACCCUUACACUCAGUUUGCUACACAGGGCGAUGCGGACAUUUCUCGCAAAUGGAGAUAUCAAGAGUGCGGUGACAACCCUAGAGUUACUACAGGGAUAUGCCGACGACAACAAGCAGAAAUCGGUCCAGCGGUUCUUUGAGCUGCUACGGAGCAUCCCGCAAUUACGAUACAAUGAGCCUUUCACAAGCCAACUGCCGCCAGUCGAGUUUCCAGCCUUUGACAUCAAGCUGCCAGUACCUCUAUUAGCUCGUCUGCUGGACUCAGUCACUGAGGCAAAGCUGUAUGAUCUUGGCCGAUGGCUGCUCUUUUCGGAAGACUUGGAUGGCCCUCUUAUCGGCCGUGAGCUUUACGGUCAUCGCAAUAUCUCUGCGUCUAUCAUUCGCUUUGGUACGUUGGCUGGAGAAAAUGAUCUCGUAUUGGAUGUCAUCAAAAGAGUUGGGAUAUGGAACGAGCAACUCCAGCAGCAGCGAAUGCCAGCUGAUAUUUUAAUAUCAUUGCUCUGCUGCCAGAUACAGCUCCGGCGAUGGGAAGCCGUGCGAGGCAUACAGAGCUACAUAGAGGAGACCUCCCUUCUCAGGUUCAAGCCACGAUCAAUCAUCCUUUCAACGUUCGUUUCUGAGCUUCUUCGAACUUCCAGUGGCACUGAAGAUGAGAUACUACUGGCCCAGGAAGCCUUCACUGAGCUACUCUUUGCAUGGGAAGAAAUCAUCAUGAGGGAAACACGCUACGAGCUUUACUCCAUACUUUCAAUCAUGUCUACCGUGGAUGAAAGUUGGAAAACCUACGGCUCUCAGUUUCUAGCAUUCUCCUUGCGUCAAGAAGUAAAGCUCUCUGCAGACGACUUCAACCGAUUACUUGCUGGUAUCCUUGACGGAUAUGGCAGUAGCAAGGGUAAGGCGGUUGUCGAAAACUGGUGCUACAAGCCACCAAAGACUUUUGAGCCAUACCGAUCGCCUGGUGGACUACCCACUAUGCCGAGGUACCGCGUCACCAAGGUUGACAGCUACGAGAACCGCCCAGACGACAUUGAACUUGUCCAGGAUUCUGAAGCUAGAAUCGUCCUUCAGGGCCGCGUCCACCUAAACCGGCAGACGGUCUGGACCAUCAUCCGAAAAGUGGAGGAGGAAGUGGGUAUCAAGAGAGAAGGCGGCAAAGACCUAGAAGAGGCCACGCGGAUAGAAGUGCGCGAUACGCUGCAAUGGGCUGCGCGGUUGCUCUACUAUCUUGGGUUCAACUACGAGGACAUCAUGCGCGAUCUGGGCAAUCUUGGGCUGUUGGCCGAGAUUGAUGGUCCCGCAGCGCUUGAGCUUACCGGGCAUAUUGAAGGUGCCGAUCAGGUGCCGUAG